UACACUAGCGUAGCGCAAAGUCUGGCGAGGCAUCGGUACCUGGUUACACUGCAUCUUUUACACCGAUAACAAUGACAACCUCAGCCUCAACCCCGAUACACAUAGGAUUCUGCAUACGCUGCAUGAUAACAACAAUAGUUUCCACGCACGCGUCGUUUCAUUGAAACCGAGGAAGGCCCCCGCCGCGGCUUCAGCUGCCUGUCAAGCAAGCGCCUUAGCGGCGAUACGUGUGCAAUAGUAGCAUACACAUGAUUCUGCGAGCCUGUUUCCAAGGCGCCUUUGGCGCCGGCAAACUUGAUGCGGAAGAAACCUCGCAACGGGCCAGGCCGUCAAGCUCAAGCGCAUGCUCGAAAUGGCGCCGUUCGGAGCUCCCGUCAGUUCCCCUGGCAGCUCCCUUGCACACGGACGGGGUCGGCGCGUCCGCGCCCACGCGGCACCUGUCGACUGACGAGGCUGCAGGCCUGCGGUCGCAGCCUGCAGUUGACGAGACGGGCGUGGCUAUAGCACGGGCCCGUAGCCCUGCUGCGUCUGCAGCCGCAGAUGCAGACGCGUUGCCUACAUCCCCGCCUGCGGGCCCAUCUCUGUCCGCUGCUGCUCCGGCCGGGCCGCCCCCACCUGCGCCUUCAACGGCAGCUCCCAUGGCGGGCGGCGAGUUUGGAAUGGCGCCUCUGGACUCGGCCCGGCGUUCGGAAAGCAGCGCUUCCAGCGACGGCGGCGGCAGCCCGCCCGCAGGCAUCAGUUUUAUUGCCCGGAAGGAUGACGGCGGCGGCCCCGCGCGGCCGCCGACCGCGCCGGGCCCACCACACGGCGUCGUCGCUUCUCGCAACCUUGCGGGCACCUCCUCCGCCGGGGAGCCGUCCGGGGAGCACCGUGCUACCGACGACGGCGGUGGCGGAGGCGGCGGGGAGGGCAGCGGCAGCGGCGGCAGCAGCCGGCCGGGCCGGCAGGGCAAGCACGCGUCGCGUUACAAGAAGCUGACGCCCAGUGAGGUGUCUGAGUGCGCGCCGCAUGAGAUCCUGGACGGCAUCGGCCUUUCACUCCAGCGGCUCGGGCGUGGCAGCUUCGGCAUCGUCAUGUCAGGCGCUUACAGCGGCUUGCGCUGCGCCGUGAAGAUCAUGGUGACGGAGCAGCUGGACAAGUCGGCCCUGCGCGAGCUGCUGCUGGCCCCCGCCAUUAACCAUGCCAAUCUGGUCCAGACCUUCACCAGCCGCUGCGCGCGCCUCACGCACGAGUUCUUCGACCUGCUGGAGGGCGUAGGCGUGGGCGUGCAGGGCGGCGGUAGCAGCAGGGCUCCAGUGCACGACCGGAGCCGGCCGCGGGUGUUGCAGCCUAUCCCGCUUCAGUCAGGCGACGGCUUCGGCGACCCGGGCUGCAGCGUGGCGACGGCGAGCGACCCCUACCGCGUCCUCCAUGUGGUGCUCCACGACUUUAUCGCAAAGACGGAUCAGUUCCUGAUUGUCAUUGUGCAGGAGCUGUGCAACAAGGGCACGCUGCACGCCGCCAUCCGCGCGGGCGUGUUCCGCCCCAACGCCGCCAACCCGAGCUGGAACCUGCGGCUGGCGCGUCGCGCGCUGCUGCGCACAGCGCUGGAGAUGGCGCGGGGGCUGCUGCACCUGCACGAUACGGGUCUGGUGCACGGCGACUUCAAGCCGCAGAACGUGUUGCUGGACAGCAGCCGAGACGACCGCCGCGGCUUCAGCGCCAAAGUCGCCGACUUCGGGCUGUCUCACGUGCUGCCACAGCACGCAAGCAGCGUCGCCACCGACAGCUUCGGCUCGCCCGCGUACAUGGCGCCGGAGGCCUUCAGUGGCAAGGCGCCGGAGGCCUUCAGCGGCAAGGCCAGCAAGGCCACGGACGUCUACUCCUUUGGCGUGUGCCUGUGGGAGCUGCUGUGCGGCCGCACCCCCUACAGUGACGUGCGCGAAGUUCGCGACCUGGUCGCUGAGCUGGCCGCGGGCCGCGCGCCGGCGCUGGUGUGGCCGGACGGCGCGGAAAUGUCGGAUGGCAUCAUAGCAUUGGGCCGGCGCUGCAUGAGCCCACGCCCCGAGGACCGGCCCGAUUUCAAGGAGGUGGUGGAGGAGCUCAUUCAGGUUGAGCGCAUGAUUCGCGCCGAGCUGCUCGCGCCGGCCGUGGCGGCGCAAGCGGCGGCGGCUGCCGCCGUGGCGGCAUCGGCGCCCACAUCGAUAAGUUGAUCAAUGGAUAAGGCGGCGCUGCGGUCCGCCCUGUCCUGUGCUGUCCUAUUCAUGCAACCGGAUUGAAUCACAUAGGGCAUGAAUGGUGUAGGUAGGGAAGACGGCGGCAGUAGCAGUUGCACCUUCCGGAAGCAGCAGGACUGCAGCUGGCGACCAUGGGUGCGCAGCGCUGCAGGAGCUGCCAGCUGCAUGUUGGACCGGCGGAAAUACUGGGUGGUGGGUUGGGAACCGUGGGUCGAAACCACGGGUGUGUGAGGGUGCGCCCCCCAUGUCAUGACUCGUACUGAUUGGCCUAAUGCGCGUAUAAUGUACACUGCCCCUUUAUUACACUACUUACACGUGAUCCACUUUCAUGUCAACUGCUGUGGGCCAUACCUUAUUUCUGGGCACAGGUGUGAUGUGCGGGUUCUAGACAGUAGGCGUGGCGACUCCGUGACCAAAACACUCCCAUUCACGUAUUGCUGGUGUUGAGAAGUAGCGUGCGGUGGAAACGAGGGACAAUGCCUGAUUGCACCAGCCCGAUGUGACCGCGGCGGCGAACUCGAGGGCGGUUCAAAGGUACUUGCGCAUCGGAGGCAUGCAAGAACCUAAUGCGAAUGCUUGUGGCAUAUGAUGCUCGUCACAUUACUGCCGCUGGUGUUUAGGGCACUGCCAGUACUCAUGUUGGGGAAUACUACAUGAGUACUGCCCCUUUGAAUUAUGGAGUGCUGUGUUGCGCGCAUGCCCGGAAGCUGAUCGUCGUCGGCGUUCAGUAUGAUAAUAAUGAUAAUGAUUAAUAUGAUGUGUACAGGAUUGGAAAUUCCUAAACACAGUAUGCACGGGUAGGUAAGGCGAGGUUAGCAUGGGGGUAUGGGUUCUGCCGGGUUCUAGGGAAUAGCAUGGGUUCGGGCUACGGUGUUUGGUGGCAUGAGGCUUUGGGCUCGUCCUUUCUUUCUCUGCUCCUGCGAUGCGUAGUGGGUUGUGAGUGGGCAUACCUCCAGACGCUUGCGCACGUCUGCACGCAUCACUGUCGUCCGACCUGGUUGAGGCUGGUUCCGCGGUUGAAGCUGAUUCGGUUGAGGCUGGUUCGGUUAAGGCGCUGAUCGGUUGAGGCUGGUUUGGUUUAGGCCGAUUCAGUUGAGGCUGGUGUGUGAUGACGUCUGCGUGCUGCACCGUAUGCAUGUCAGGGCUCAAGGGACAUCGUAUGCGUGAAGCGAUGCGUGCACACGAGAGGAGAAAUUGAUGGGAGCUGAGAGAUGGGGCGCAUCGGUUGAUGAGCGGCCAACUUAAGAGAGGAUGCUAUGAUUACUGUGGACGGAUCGGCGCGGCGCUUUCAGAACUGCGUUCACAUGGAGUAACAGUACUUGUUGUGAGUGCAGAGAAACGCGGAGGUGGUCAGCACAUUAUUCGUCAGCACAUUAUUCGUCAGCACAUUAUUCGUCAGCACAUUAUUGUGCCACUGUGACGCGGAAAGCCCAAUACGCGUGGAGGGCGGGGACCCUGCGUGUGACUUGGCUGAGUGCCGCCUCCGGUUGACGCGAGUUUGCUGUGCAACCCUGGCGCCGUGCGUGGGUGGCUUUCCGGCGUUCGUUCACACGUUCGCUGUACGACACCGGCUGGCAUCGCUGUGUGCUGCACCGUGACACCGCUGCAUGCUGUGCAUGCACGUUGGCGGCGUGAGGCUCGGUGUGCGAUCGAGUUGGUGCCGUGUGUGUAUUGUGAUGCACGCUGCCAAACGUGCACGACAGGACUGGGUCGCGACCCGUAUGAUGGACGUGCGGUUGCUGGUUAUAGCCAUAGUUAUGCAUGGGCGGGAAGUAAGAGGGGACGGUGAAGAUGCUUCAUUCUGGAACUUGGUUGCCAUGGCAACGGCACUGCAUAUUAUGGCGACCGGUACCCACUGCGGAUAUUGCACUAGGAACUGCGUAGAUCGCGCUGUGCGCACCUGGCCCAUGGCUUUGGUUGCAGGGUUGUUAUGUUUGGCAUCGCCGAGUCUCGCAUGGUGACAAAAGCAUUUGCCACGAGACAUGACAGGGACGGCGCGUGUCAUGAUCAUGAUCUAUCUGGCUUGGGCUCGCCGUAUCACACCGACCAUGGAGCUAGGGCUUUUGCUUUCCACCGCAUGAGCGUUCCGGCAUGACAAUGCAAUAUGUGCCUGCCUGGCACUUAUCAGCGCCGCGUCUGACUGCGCAGGGCCACGGGUCAGCGGUGGCAGUGGCCGGGGCCCGGGGCGGGUGUGUGUCACUGUGUUGGUGGCGGCUGACGUGGCGAGCAGGCGUGACGCUUGGGGACAGGCGGACGAGGGGGCGGAGGCAGAGCUGGAAGUGGGGAGUUGCAGUGCGUGUAGCAGGCCAUGGCUGGCCCCGGUUGGCUGGCAAUACGAGGCGCAGAUUGUAUGUGGUGGGGUUCACGCCCAUCGGUGUUCCUCCUAGAUGUGUGGAGGCAGUACAGCCAGCACUGAGGCUAACAUCAAGUUCAGGAGCAUUAAGCGACCUCGCCCCUGGCCGUCAAUCCGGGCCCCCCUUCCAAUGCAAUCCUACCUGCUGCCUCUAAUGGAGUGACUCUGUAAUGUCAAUCGGGU
Messenger RNA from Chlamydomonas reinhardtii, 4752 nucleotides. RefSeq lists its product as uncharacterized. Bases 249 to 2192 code for a protein of 647 amino acids. Lineage: Eukaryota; Viridiplantae; Chlorophyta; Chlorophyceae; Chlamydomonadales; Chlamydomonadaceae. Gene Ontology annotation, molecular function: protein kinase activity; ATP binding. Gene Ontology annotation, biological process: protein phosphorylation. The transcript has 14 exons. The record is from RefSeq and is a predicted model, not a curated record.